Messenger RNA from Cadophora gregata, 1817 nucleotides. RefSeq lists its product as uncharacterized. Gene Ontology annotation, biological process: polyketide metabolic process. NCBI's taxonomy places the organism in Eukaryota, Fungi, Ascomycota, Leotiomycetes, Helotiales, Ploettnerulaceae. The record is from RefSeq and is a predicted model, not a curated record. The transcript has 2 exons. The coding region runs from base 418 to 1719 and encodes 433 amino acids.
AUGAAAAGCAAGUCGCGGCGUAAAAUUUCUGGAGAAACAAUUCUGAGAUGGAUAUCACGUUUCUGAUAUUUGGAAUUUGUUUUGAAGCUAUUCCAACCAGAACCCGCUUUGAAGAUCUUGGCGGCUAAUGCACCGCGAUUGGCCUUCAGAGUGUAUGCCGAUUUCGCGGAGGGCCUUGGCGAGGGGUGAGGAACAAUAGCGGAUAUGGGCAAGCGAGCGGGUAAUGCACCUAUGCAGAUCAAUCAACAAAGGAUACUAUCUACUGAUAAGCGACUCGGCCGGUUGGAGCUCGGAGUGUUUCUAUGACUUCAUGAAAUCGUAAAUAUGUAAAUACUGUGGCUUCUCUCAGCAUUAAAACUUUGUCUUGUUUUCAACUUAUCUGACUUUGGAAAAGAGUGCAACACCAACAACUAAACCAUGGCAGACGACUCUAAGCUGUAUGGGGACAUCUCUCAACCUCCGCCACCACUCCCACAGCCUCAUCUCACACAACUACGCAAAGGCGUAUCGCUGUUACUUCCUUUAUCGCGGCUAGGACAUGGACCUGGUCUCAUCCUCCUCGUGCCAGAUCAUGACAAGCAACUGAGCAUUGAAGAGGGAAUCCCAUCUCCGCUCAUAAAAUGGGCGGAGGAGGGAUACGUAGUGGUUGAGAUCCAAAGCUCAGCACUAGCCGGAGCUGAGGAGGAAGUGAUCAUAGAAGCAGUGAGCGCCAUCCAGGCAUGCGAGAAAUGCGACCAGAAAGAAAAGAUGGGGAUUGUCAUCUAUGAGCCGAGUCUCUUCAAAAUCGCAGCACGACAUAUCGCAGCGGUUUCUGUGAUCGUCAGUGGAGUCAUAUACGGAGAGUCGGACAUCCAGAUUUUCGGUGGUGAAAACCCUACAGCGGCUGCGAUACCACUCGUUGUCCACUAUGCUGGGCCUCAAACCAGAAAAUCUCGCCGCACGAAAGACUUCACGGAAUACUUCUACCCGUCUAUCACCACGCCUUCACCCUCUUUCGCUCUCCCAUUCCUACCUACCUUCCACUACACCACAGAAGCGCUCUCCCACACGCGGAACCUCACGUUCUUGAAAUCGCACAUGGGCGGUCCAAACUUCGACCUGGAAGCCAUCUGGGACGAGCACACGUUCUACGAGUUUUCGGACCGCAGCGUGGAGUGGACGAUGAGCACGAUGGUGCAGGAGCCGUAUGUGAACCAUGUGCCGACGUUGACGGGUGGGGUGGGGAGGGAGGACUUGACGAGGUUUUAUAGGGAGAAUUUUAUUUUUAGGAAUGGGGAGGAGACGGGGCUGGAGUUGGUGAGUAGGACGGUGGGGGUGGAUAGGGUGGUGGAUGAGUUUUUGUUUGGGUUUUUGCAUGAUAGGGUGGUGGAUUGGUUACUUCCUGGUGUCCCACCAACAUUCAAAAAAGCUUCUGUGCCAUUUACAGCUAUCGUGAAUAUUCGCGGCGAUAGGCUCUACCAUGAGCAUAUUGCUUGGGAUCAAGGGACGCUACUUAGGCAAUUGGGCUUGAUGCCAGAAUAUCUGCCAUUUCCGUAUCCUGUAGUGAAGGAGGGAGAACAAGAUGGGCUCUCUGGAGCGAGCAAGGGGAAAGAGGUAGAAUAUCGCGUUCCAGUGGAGGGUAUCAAGACUGCGCAGAUGUUGAAGGAGAGAAAUAGUGUGCAGAGUAAUGAGAUGUUUGCUUUUCAGGCGAGGGAGGUGAAGGGUCAUGAAAGGAAGUAAAUGCGGAGUGGAUUCUUGUAUGGAAGCAACAUUGGCCCUUUAAAUUAAGAGAAAGCUCAAAAACGAUUUUCCAUCGUACAGUUUUAGCUUGAAACCUG